Messenger RNA from Spirodela intermedia, 1034 nucleotides. NCBI's taxonomy places the organism in Eukaryota, Viridiplantae, Streptophyta, Magnoliopsida, Alismatales, Araceae. The record is from the annotation of a GenBank genome assembly.
AUGCUGCCCGACACGCCAGUGCCUGGUGCAAUACGCCAGCUUCUGCGAACAGGUCUGCUUCUGUUCUGAUCGCGGUUGCAUUUGAACUCGACUGUCGUCGAGUCCAAGGAGCAACUUUUAUUUUUUAGUGCUUUCCAGACAAGAGAGUGACCACGACGGGUGGACCCACUGUGGAGGUUGGCAGCAAUGACAUCGGAGUGUUUGUUGGAGGAUCCCCAAAGCUCCCAGUCAUUGUCGACGUGAACCCCUUCCUCUACGAAUAUGCAGCCACUAACACGCAGAUCCACGCCAACCGCGACGUCGCCUUCUUCUUCCAGGAGAAGGACCUGCACCCAGGGGCCAAGAUGAAUCUGCACUUCACCAGGGCCCAGUCCAACGCCGUUUUCCUUCACCGAGCUGUGGCCAGCUCCAUCCCCUUCUCCACCGAGAAGCUCGCCGACAUACUGAGCCUCCUCUCUGUCGGACCCAACUCUGAGGUAGCGGUGGGAUUGAAGACAACUCUGCAAGCGUGCAAGGAGUCGGCCGUGGCUGGGGAAACCAGGUACUGCGCCACCUCUCUGGAAUCCAUGGUCGACUUCGCCACCGCCAGCCUCGGUACACGAGACGUCCUGGCAGUCUCCACGGAACUCAGCAAGGACGGUACUCCAAAGCAAGAAUACGUUAUAGAGUCCACCGGCAUCGAGAAGCUACUGGGGAGAAAGGUUGUGGCCUGCCACGCGCAGUGGUACGCCUAUGCGGUCUUCCACUGCCAUGUCACCCGCGCUACCAAGGCCUACGUCGUAUCCCUCGUAGGGCGGGAUGGAGCCAAGGUGAAUGCCGUGGUAGUGUGCCACACCGACACGUCCAACUGGAACCCCAAGCACCUGGCCUUCCAGCUUCUCCAGGUGAAGCCCGGCACGGUUCAGUUUGUCACUUCCUGCCGCAGGAUCAUAUCGUCUGGGCCUCCCGUCGCUAGACUGCACGCUACAAAUGAAGCUUCUCCCUGGUUCAGCGUCACCCCGCAUCCCAGUUCAUUGGCUUUCUCCAAUGAUUGA